AUAAAAAUACUAUUUGAUAAAUAAAUCAUUAAUUAACUAACUGUACAACAAAAUAAUUUUUGUUAAAUAAUUGAUUGCUGAAGAUAAAAUUCUUUUGAUUUCAUGAGAAUUGAACGGCGAGGUUCAGUAAAAUCAGUAAAAAAAGACAGAAGAUUAAAAAAUAAAAAUGGCGUUGUUUAUCAGGUUACCACGAGUUUCUAAUGUUAUUAACAAUUGUUUAAACAAACAAUUGCCAAUUAACAAUACAUGCAUUGUACGACAUGUUGGUGGAUACCGGGGGUUGUUUAAUAAUCUUCCUAAAAAACCUGUACGAAAAUUAUCACUACCAUGGAUAUAUAAAGACAGAAGUCAACCGAUGGAGAUACCAGAGCCGACGCAACAAGAAGAACAAAUGGAAAAAAGUGUAAUAGAAGAAAUAAAUAAUCAAGUAUUAUCUAAAAAUACCUCAAGACUGUUUGCUAUCAUAGUACUGGCUGGCAAACAAUUCAAAGUAACAGAAAACGACCUGAUAGUCGUACAAGGAUACUGGCCACCUAAUCCAGGUGACAAAUUGAGGUUGGAAAAAGUAUUACUAGUCGGUGGUACGGAUUUCACUUUGGUAGGCCGACCCCUACUUAACAGAGAGCUGGUGGUUGUAGAUGCCACCGUAGUUGAUAAAACAUUUUCUCAUACCAAGUACGAGUUUCGUUACUUACCACGUAAACAGUUCAAGCGAUUGCACAUGAUGAGAUCUCAGCUGACAACUUUGAGAAUAAACUCGAUCGACAUCAAAGGAGCCGUCGAUGAGAAGAAGGAAGUUGAAGGAUUGGAUCGUGUUUAUUAAGUUAAAUAAAUCCAUCGUUUUUGAAACCAUCAAAAAAAUCUGAGGGAUUUUCAAACUUGCUGCUGGGUAAAUUGAACUUG
Messenger RNA from Cotesia glomerata, 903 nucleotides. RefSeq names its product 39S ribosomal protein L21, mitochondrial (gene mRpL21). Gene Ontology annotation, cellular component: ribosome; mitochondrial large ribosomal subunit. Gene Ontology annotation, molecular function: structural constituent of ribosome. Lineage: Eukaryota; Metazoa; Arthropoda; Insecta; Hymenoptera; Braconidae. The coding region runs from base 167 to 823 and encodes 218 amino acids. The record is from RefSeq and is a predicted model, not a curated record. The transcript is spliced from 5 exons.